This is a messenger RNA of Caenorhabditis sp. 36 PRJEB53466, 1225 nucleotides long. Lineage: Eukaryota; Metazoa; Nematoda; Chromadorea; Rhabditida; Rhabditidae. The record is from the annotation of a GenBank genome assembly.
AUGGAAGAUAAUUUCCCCAGACUUCCCGUAGGAGAGCCCAACGGAGCCAACGUCCAGCCACCAAUUUCACAACCAAAUCAGGUGCGUGAUGAAUGUUUCUAAUCCCUACUUUGAGCAUUUUUCUUCGAAAACUGAAUCCAUCUCAUUCUUUUCCAGCAGGCGAAUAGGAAUCCAAGCCCGGCACCUAAUGCGAGCCCGGUUGCGGCCCCGUUGAACGGAGCGAAUCUUCAAUUUUCCGAUCAGGAGAUUUUGCGCGCUGUCGCCAAUGAGGUGAGUAAAAUAUCAAAGCGCACGGGCAGUAAACACACUAAUUGGUACCCUUCGAAUGGCUUGCUUUUGGCUGACUCUAAAAUUUUACUUGCGCGAAUAACAAAUGGGAGUUUGAGGGUUCAUCAUAGAGCCAGGAGUAAUUGGAAAAUGGGAUGAAUAAAAUAAACAAAAAACUAAAUUUUGUUUUAAGUAUCGACCGGUACACGUCUUCGAACUACCUAACUCUCUCCGUGAAGCUGGGUUCAACCCACCCCAGGGACGUAUGAUGAUGAUCAGUGGGGACGCCGUGUUCGGGACACCCAUGCAACCACAAGUGCCGUUCCAUCCUGGAAAUGUGAGUGGUUUCCUUGGCUAAAUAAAAUGUUUACUCUUGCUUUUCAGGUUGAUAGUGCCACCAAUCAUCCUCACAUUGAGUUCGGUCCGGUGGAGCAGCAUGACCCGGAUCCUUCUCUCAUAGCUCUACAGCAGAGAAUGCAAGACGAGAUGUUCGGUGUUUUAUUUGGACAGGUACAUAUUUCAGCUUGGGUUUUGAAAGUCCUUAGUCACUUACAGAUAGACAGAGUGUUCAACGAGAACGGAAGCUUCGAGAUGGCCUUCAACAACCUUCCAUCACACCAACGCAUGUCUGUUCAAAUGGUAGGCGCAACUCAAAGUACACCCUCUGAAAUAGACGCUUUACAGCAAGUACCAGCGUUUCCUGCGCCGAUGGAUAUGCAAAAUAUGACAGCGGAGCUCCUGAGAGUGCAACACUUGCACACGUUUCUCACUGCCGCUCUCGCGCAGGCUGAGCAUGCUGAAAUGACGAUGUCAAGCGAGGACUCUCGUCGCAUGCGCGCCCUACUUGUCACGGUAGGAUACGCAAAGCAUUUUCGAUAAUAGAAUCAGUUAGUUUCAGAGAAUCGACGAGGUGCAGCGCUACAUGAAUGACCACGCCAACCGCCCGGACACCAACUAA